Molecule: messenger RNA, 1890 nt
Organism: Oncorhynchus nerka (sockeye salmon)
Lineage: Eukaryota; Metazoa; Chordata; Actinopteri; Salmoniformes; Salmonidae
Product: perilipin-2-like
Exons: 9
Coding region: 96-1397 (433 amino acids)
Biological process (GO): positive regulation of triglyceride storage; lipid storage
Cellular component (GO): lipid droplet; cytosol
Source: RefSeq, a predicted model, not a curated record
GACGCUGUCUGUUCACUGUCAAAUCAAACCUGAUAUAGAGUGAGUUACUAUACUGCUGGGAACAUCAUUUACCAAAGUUACCCAACAGAUUUGACAUGGAGUCAGUUGAAGUCGUCAAUAAUCAGAAUGUGGUUGAGAGGGUGGCCAGCCUCCCCUUGGUGAGCUCCACCUAUGACAUGGUGUCCAGUGCCUACUGCACCACCAAGGAUAACCACCCCUACCUCAAGUCCAUGUGCGAGGUGGCCGAGCUGGGGGUGCGAACCAUCACCACUGUGGCCCUCACUGGUGCAGCGCCCAUCAUCGGCAAGCUGGAGCCACAAAUUGCCAUGGCCAAUGACCUGGCCUGUAAAGGUUUGGAUAAGAUUGAGAAGACCUUGCCAAUCCUGCACCAGCCUUCUGAUCAGAUUGUUGCCAACACCAAGGAUGCAGUGACCGGUGCCAAAGACGUGAUGUCUGUCACCGUCACGGGGGCCAAGGACAGUGUGUCCCACACCUUGACUAGCGCGGUGGACCGGACCAGGGGUGCUGUGCAGGACAGCGUGCAGAUGACCCGGGCUGCGGUCAGUGGUAGCGUAAACACGGUGAUGGAGAGCCGCAUGGCCCAGAUGGUCAGUAGCGGAAUGGAGACGGCCCUCACCACCUCUGAGCGCUUGGUGGACCAGUACCUGCCUCGCACUGAGGACGAGCUGGAAAUGGAGGCUAAAACGGUGAAAGGGUUCGACGUGGCCAAGGAUGCACCUAACUACUAUGUUCGUCUGGGCUCUCUGUCUACCAAGCUGCGUAAGAGAGCGUACCACAAGGCCCUGGCCCAGAUCAAAGACACCAAGCAGCGCAGCCAGGAGUCCAUCUCACAGCUCAACCACACUGUGGACCUGAUUGAUUACGCCAGAAAGAAUAUUGACGGAGCUAACCAGAAGGUGAAAGGCAAACUGAGCUCCCUGGUCGAGUGGAAGUCUAAUGAAGAAGAUGGCAAUGAGGCAGAGAACAUAGAAUCGAGGACCCUGGCGAUGGCGCGCUCCCUCACUCAGCAGCUGCAGACAACGUGCCUGGCGCUAGUCUCUGGUCUGCAGGGCCUUCCACAGAACAUCCAGGAGGAGGCGAUGUCCCUUAGCCACUCUGCCUCGCAAAUCUACUCCAGCUUCAGCAAGGCGUCGGCGUUCGGUGACCUGUCGGAUGGCGUUCUAGCCAGCAGCAAGGCCCAGCUGAACAAGAUGAAGGAGUCGCUGGAUGACGUCAUGGACUACCUGGUGAACAACACACCCCUCAACUGGCUGGUACCAGACUUCACCUUCUCAGACUUGGCCUCGGAACCUGACCUCUCCUCAGUUGAGGACGAUGGCAUGUCAGAUGAGUCCAACAGCAACGAACCCCUAUCAGCUCCCCUUGCUCACCAAUAAUCUACAUUGUCAGAUAAAUCAAAUGUCCACAGGUCAUCUGUCUGUAAUGCUUAGUUAUAUUUGAAAAUAGAUUUUAAUAUUUUUGAAAUACAAUUGGUAGACAAUCAUAGUAGUUGAUUUGGCCAGUGUAUUUGAAAAUACACUAUGUAUUUAAAUAUGUAGGUAUUAAAUAUGCAUGGAUUUGAACAAAGGUCUGUUCUGUUGUGGAUUGAAAAAAUAUUUAUUCGCUGUGAAAGUGACCGCCUCUUCCGUUUUACUUCCAUGUCCAAUACAGUUUUGAAUGGGAUUCAAGAUAUCAUAGAAUUCAUGAACGCAGUCAUUUAAGAUACCGUUUUUGUGGAUUAUCUGAUGCCUUAGCGACAGCAUUUUUUAUUUUUGUACUUCUUGCACUGAACCGUUUAAAAACUACAAGGCACAGAAGGCGGCCACUUUCCCAGAGUAUUUUCAUGGCAGGUGUGUGAGCCUUUAAAUAAACAUUGCAGCUAUACAGUAA